Molecule: messenger RNA, 1386 nt
Organism: Pelmatolapia mariae (spotted tilapia)
Lineage: Eukaryota; Metazoa; Chordata; Actinopteri; Cichliformes; Cichlidae
Product: ubiquitin carboxyl-terminal hydrolase 35-like
Exons: 12
Coding region: 1-1386 (461 amino acids)
Biological process (GO): protein deubiquitination
Cellular component (GO): nucleus; cytosol
Molecular function (GO): cysteine-type deubiquitinase activity
Source: RefSeq, a predicted model, not a curated record
AUGGGAAAGCUGUACCAGGUCGUGGUUUCUGGAGUAAGGGGUGGGAAGGUGAUGGUCGACCUGAGCAACACUGAGGAGCAGUUUAAGAGCAUGACAGUGGAGCAGCUGAGGGAAAAAAUAAGACAGAAGUUUCCAGAGACUGCAGCUAACAGGUAUCAUGGGCUGAUAAACCAAGGAUCCACGUGUUACUUGAACAGUGUGCUGCAGGUGCUGUUCAUGACCGAAGACUUCAGAGAGGCUGUGACAAGGAACUCUGAAGAAAUUCCUCACCCUGAGUUUCUUGAUCAUCAUCUGAAAGCCUUAUUUGAUGACUUACAUAACUAUACAGCAUACACAUAUAAAAUAACACAGAAGCUGGGCAUCAACAACGUGUAUGAACAGCGUGAUGCUGCAGAGUACUUUGAGAGGGUUUUAGGAAUGACCAGCCCUGAUGCAUCAGAGAUCUUCCAUGGUCAGUUAGCAAACAAGACCACCUGUUCUAAAGGUCAUAUACAGACUGACGGAGAUGCACCAUUUUGGCAUCUUCCUCUUUCACUGGUGGAUUCCUGCAGUAAAGACUACAGUGUGGUGAAGGGCAUUGAAGAGUUUUUUAAACCUUCAGAUUUCUGUGGAGAAAAUCAGAUGUACUGUGAGCAGUGUGAUCACAAAGUUGAUGCUACUAUGACAGAUGUAAUAAAGCAUCAUCCAGAUGUUUUGUGUCUGAUGCUGAAGAGGUUUGAGUUCAACUAUAAAUACAUGUCAUAUGUCAAAGUCACCUGUUCAGUGGAGGUUCCCUACACCCUGCAUAUACCAGAGAGUCAGACAUAUGAACUGUAUGCAUUUGUGGAUCAUUUUGGGGAUCUGAGAGGAGGACAUUACACCGCAACAAUCAAGAUCACGGAGGAACAUGGAGACAGAUGGUAUGAGUUUGAUGAUACCAGGGUCACAGAGCUUGAUUUUCAGCCAUUCCAGCUGGAUAACACUGACACGUCCCAGACUGCAUAUCUUCUGUUUUACAGGAAAAAGAAAGCUGCUGUGCUUCAUGCUACUGGUAUUCAAGACUUCAAAGAUUUGUCCACCAGUGAACCACCGACCAUCAAUAAUGAACAUGAUCAGAGUCAAGAUGGGAAAAAUAAGAGAAAGAGAAGGAGAGAUGGAAAGGAGACAGACACCGAGAAUAAUCCAAAGGUUCCUUGCUUAAGAGAAGCAGAGGGAUCAUCUGACACUCGAGGCACUGAAAAUGAUGACCUGGAUCAAAAACACACAGCAGUGGAUGAUGUUAAAAAUAACGGACCAGAUAAUAAUCCUGAUUUGAAGUCCCCAGUCAGUGACACAUCAGCUGUAUGUGAUGAUCUCAACAGACAAAAUGAUAUGACUAGAUUAAUGGAUAAUAAAUCAGGAGAAUAA